Molecule: messenger RNA, 4084 nt
Organism: Vicia villosa (hairy vetch)
Lineage: Eukaryota; Viridiplantae; Streptophyta; Magnoliopsida; Fabales; Fabaceae
Exons: 9
Coding region: 22-759 (245 amino acids)
Source: RefSeq, a predicted model, not a curated record
AAUUGAAUGUGAUGAUGUGUCAUGAUUGUGUUGGUAGAGGCAUUAAAAUCAAAGACUGACAAUAUUGAACAUCAUAUGGAAGAACAAAUCCAGAAGAAACCCAGAAUCCUGUGUCUCCAUGGAUUCAGAACAAGUGGUCAAAUCCUCAAGAAACUAGUCUUACGUUGGCCUGAAACUGUACUACAAAAACUAGACCUUGUUUUCAUCGAUGGUCAAUUUCCAGCACAAGGAAAAUCAGACGUUGAAGGCAUUUUCGAUCCACCUUAUUAUGAAUGGUUCCAAGCCAACGAGGAUUUCACAGUGUAUAGGAACUUUGAAGAAUGUUUGGGAUACAUUGAAGAUUAUAUGCUAGAAAAUGGUCCUUUUGAUGGUGUGCUUGGAUUUUCUCAGGGAGCUUUUUUAGCCGCUGCAUUGCCAGGAAUGCAAGAACAGGGAGUAGCACUUGAGAAGAUAAGCAAGAUAAAGUUCCUGAUUCUGAUAUCAGGAGCCAAGUUUGGUGGAAUGAAAUAUGGAACACCUAAACUAGCUUCCAAUGCAUUUUCAAAACCAAUUCAUUGCCCUUCUCUUCACAUUAUAGGUGAGUCAGAUUUCAUGAAGCCAGAAAGCAUUAUUUUGCAAGAGGCUUUUGUUGACCCUGCUGUGAUUCAUCACCCAAAAGGACACACAAUCCCAAGACUUGAUGAAAAGAGUCUUGAAACUAUGCUUGAUUUCAUUGACACAAUUCAAGGAAUGCUAUCAGAUGGUCACACCAAGCAUUAAAUCUUGAUGUAGAAUUUUGGCUCCCUUUCUAUGAGACUAUGAUGCGAAACUUGGGGCAAAAUGUAUAAUGAUUUUGUGGGAGAAGGUAUUUAGUCUGUUAUAACUAUUACCUAUGUUGAACCAUCAGAGUUUUAUGUGUCUAGAUAAGCUAUGAAGAUGAACCUGAUAAGUAGUUGAUUUUUCAUAUAUAAAUAUUGUAAACCUCUCCUUUGAUGAUAAAUAAGAAUCAGAUCACUCAUUCAUAUUCAACCCUUCUUGAGCGCAACUAUGAAAAUUUUCAUCUCUAAUCAAGAUUGUUUCUCAUUAUCUCUAAACAAUUAUACCUAAUCUUAUUACUCAUAUAUGGAAAAUAAUCACUUCUAUUGAGAGUAGGGAGGUUAUACUUAUUUGGAGGCACAUAAGUUAUGGCAUGUCUGCCCUUCAGGAUGCCUACAACUAUGUUGCAACUCCUUCAACCAAGAAAUACAAGACAUAUCACAUUUGAAAUAUUGCAAUUCCUCCUUCCCAAUCCAUAAUGGAAUGGAGACUCAUUCACAACAAGAUGCAAAUUUAUGAGAAUAUGAUGAAGAGAGAGUGUUAUUCUCCAAUUUGUAAUCUUUGCCACUCUUUCACAGAAUCCCCAUCCCAUCUUUUCUUGUACUGUCCACUGGACUCCAAGAUUUUGAUUUGGCACAAGAUAGAUUUCUCCUCAAUCCUCACUACUUUUGAGGUGUGCAGCAAAGGGUGGAGCCAUGAGUGAAAGUUGCUCAUUUGUUCGACCAUCAUAGCAACUUUCAAUCUCAUAUGGAAUUGUAGAAACUCAAACAAAUUCCAUGACCAAAGUCUUAACAUUAACAUUAUGACUUCUCAGAUAAUUGACUUUGGUUCUAUGACUAGAAAUCUCACCAAGCUGGUCACAUGGUCUUCCAUAACUGAUUUCUUGGAACUCAAGAAUUUCAAAGUCUUUACACACCCUUUUAAAGCUCCAAACAUCAAGGAAACUGAUCUAGUAACCUCCCUUCUUGAACGGGUUGAAAUGUAACACUGAUGAUACAGCUUUAGGCAGCCCUUCUAAGUUCUAUCUCUGCUUGUGUAGGAAUCUUCAGAACCCCACAAUCUCCAGACUCCCUUAAUGUUACCUUGGUUUGCAAGUCUCACAAUCUUGUUCCUUCGGAAAUCAGAAAUAUAUGGAUGAAUAACAGGAUUUUUGCAAGUCAUUCUCAAAUUUUGAUUUGACACACUUUUAGGGAAGACAAUUAUUGUGCUAAACAAACUUGCCUUUUUAAGUCUUACGUGGAACUAUGCACCUAGUCCACCCUUCUUACUUGUAUUCCUUUUCUUUCUUUAAUAUACGAGGCUUCUAUAAAAAAAAAAUUAAAAUAGACUGGGAGACCAAUUUAAAAUAUAUUUUUAUAUUUGUUAGUAAAUAAUUCAUCAGUGACAAUGGAUGACCUGAAUAAAAUCCUUUAAAUAGUUGUAUUCUAUGGUGGAACAAGAAAAAGAAGAUUCCGAAAGAAUGAGCUAUUUCGGUGCGAUAUCGAUAGUUUCAGGUACAGUGGAGCGGAGAGAACCUGCAAGAUUAGUAAUCCAACGUGAAGUCAGUGAAACUAGAGAGAUAUAGUCUGAGAGUGAGAUAAUCCAUUAAUAACUAAUUGGUAGGAUUUAUAUAAGACAGGAGGUUAAAACCAACCGCCUUUGUCUAAUCAGACAUGUGAUGCAUGGAGUCGUUUAAUAAUAUAUAACGACAGACAAUUCUUGGGUGAUUAAAUCAAGUGCUCGAAUUUCUAAUGAGGUUUCACUUGAUCAUUCAUCCUACUCGGUGGAGAUUUAGAUUGGGCCUUCGUAAUCCGGUCUUCCGCUUUGAGCCUUUAGCCUGCCAAAAACAUUUGUACCCCAAUUUCUUGAUGUUUCUUAGUGAAGCAAGAAUUGCGAUUCUCGGGUCUCUCUAUAUUUUUUUCUCUCUCUCUCUCUCUCUCUAUAUAUAUAUAUAUAUAUAUAUAUAUAUAUAUAUAUCAACUUCAACUAGUCAACUAGCUAACUAAUAAUAAAACAUACCACCAAACACCCAAAAUUACCCUUAAUGAAAAAAAUAAUUACACUUACAAAAGCCCUUUAUAGUAAUUUGCUAAAUCAAAGUUUUAUUCCCACCAAUCACAUAUAUUCAUUCCUCCAAAUGGCACUUUCUUUUCAUAUUCCUUUUCAUUAUUUUUUUAAUAUAUCUAUUAACCAUUGGGUUUUUCCAUCCAACUUUUCAAAACCCAAAAACCUUUUUAAAAAACUUUUCCAUUUCCCACACUUCUCUCUCUCUCUCUCUCUCUCUUCAACAUUCAAACCCUAAAUUCAUGGUCAUCUCUUUCUCCCUCAUCUCCGCUUCUCCCAUUCUCCGAUUCAAACCCUAAAUCUCUGAUUCUCCCCUUCUCUGUUUAAAGAUAUGUUGGAGUGUUCUGGCAAAAAAAAGUGGCGGAGGAAGGAUGGUUUCACGGUGGCUGCAUUUUUCCAAGAUCACAGGGACAAUCCUUCUCUUCUAUUUCUUUUAGUUGUCGUUUGAUAGUAUCAUAAUGUUUUUCUUUAACUUUAAAUCUUCACUCUGUUAAUGAAUGAUGAUUUGUGUUUUCAGCUUCAAAUGGAAACAUUACAGAUUUGAUUGGAUGCCGACUUUCGGUUGGUGAUGUGCUCCUUUAACUGAGAAAAGUUAUCAGAAAGAAUCUAGAUGUGGCUUCAAAGGUAGCUUUCUUUUGGUUCUUGUCGGUGUAAAGACCGUUAGCCUUUGAGUUCGGUGUCAUUUCCACCGCAUCGCCGACAUUGACACAUUCAAGUACUCUAAACUUGUGUUUGCUGUAGACUGUUUGAAUUAAAUGGUGUCUCUAUGUAUGCUGCAUAAUACCGAUUUUCAUCUAUGACAUGUUGUAUGUGUCCUUUGAUUUUGAAGCAUAGUUAACAAGAGUGUUGAUAAUUGUUGCUGGUAAUGAUAUGCAAAAACAAGGGUGGUAAAGACCGUUAGCCUGAGUUCGGUGUCAUUUCUGCCGCAUCACCGACAUUAACACAUUCAGCUCAAUCAGCUACUACCGAGGAGAAUGAUCUCAAGUCCCAAAUUGUGAUUAAAAAAGAAGAUAAUAUACUAAUACUCAAAAACUUCUAGAGGAGCUUCUAAGAGCUGGUCCUGUCCAAGUACGCAAGAUCCCAGGGUUCUAUUUGACAUAUUACACUUUUGAAUAAGUUGUGCACUGGACCCUUUGUGUUUAAUAAAUACAGAUUCUGUUUUGAGACAUUUGAAUAUUUUUGUUUGUUUUUAAGGGUGGUAUUUUAAGGGUGGUAUCUUUUAAUAAAUACAGAUUCUGUUUUGAGA